Molecule: messenger RNA, 1265 nt
Organism: Lotus japonicus
Lineage: Eukaryota; Viridiplantae; Streptophyta; Magnoliopsida; Fabales; Fabaceae
Exons: 4
Coding region: 154-975 (273 amino acids)
Source: RefSeq, a predicted model, not a curated record
CCUAGAAUAGGUUAGAUUACAUAUUACAUCGAUUCUGUGUAUAGAAUUUUGUGGACCUGGUCUAGAGUAGUAGGAUAGAUAUAUUUAGGAGGAACCCUAAGUCGUUCAAUUCGUUCAGUUCUGGACAUUUGUUUCCCUCUUGAGAUCACAACAAUGGUCAGAGCCGCUUUAAUCCGCUCAGUCCGUAAUCUCAACCGCAACAGCCACCUUCCGAUGCUCUCGCUUCGCGUCCGUUUCGCUUCCGACCACCUUGAAGGCCAUUUCAAUUCUGAAAAGGGAGCCAUGGAACUGCCCAAAAGCCCCGAGGUUCGCUCGACCAUCGCUCCCCCUGAAGACUAUUUCAAUGCUGAAAUGGGAGGCAUGGAACUGGCCAAAAGUGGGCAAUCAUUCACCAUCACCCUGCCUUCUUCCCGUUUCUACCGAGAUCCAGCUGCCUUGCGAGACGCAAAGCGCAAUGUCAAAGGCCUUUCUGAAGGGGAAGCCAGAGAACUGUUCGAGUGCUGGUGCAGGAAAUAUCGCAAAAUAUACCCUUCCGAAGAACACAAACUCUACAGGUUUACUGUCUUCAAGGAAACUCUUGAACGUUGCACCAUCGAAGCCCAUGUGCACGUUUAUGCUGAUCUAACCUCCCAAGAAAGGAAGGGAUUAUUCUUUCAGAAGCCUUUAUACAGUCCAGAUCCAGAUUCAACACUCAUUCCCAAUCCCGACGGCAGUUUCUAUUCUCAAACAGAAGCUAGACAAGUGUUCGAAAUCUGGUGCAACCACUAUCACAGAUCAUAUCCUUCAGAACAAGAGAAACUCUACAGGUUCACUGUCUUCAAGGAAUCUCUUGAAUUCGUCGCCCGCUUAAACCACAAGCGUGAUCACCCAAAAGCUGCCUCCUUCGGCAUCUGCUCUUUGGCUGAUCUUACCAGUGAAGAAAAACAGGAAGUCAUGGGGGAUGCGUGUAGGUGGAGGCCUUUGCGGAAUUAUUGAAGGGCGCGCUUAUCUCCUGACUUAUAUAUAAGCCAGAAAUAAUUUAACUUUAAUCUUCAUGUGGUCUCCUUUUCAAUUUUAAUGUUAUUUGACAGAGAAUAUUUUCUAUGCAAGUGGCUACUUUAUGUACCCUUUACUCUGUUAGUGAACACUGUGGAAUAAGAGUGUCAGAGAGUGUUACCAGCACUCUCCUCACACCUGGUUUUCUUGGAAAAGUUUUAUGGCUGUAUUCUUGCCAAGCACAAUUUCAUUUUCCAUAUGAUUUAAGUUUGCCAAUUGCCAUUGUAUCA